CAAUGAGCAGCAGCAUGCCAAUCGCUACGCUCGCAACAUUGCUCUUGUUCUUGCUAUCCACUACAGCGAGUGACGAAAAUACAAGAAAACCAUAUAUUGUCCAUAUGUUGAAAUCAAUGAAGCCCGAGCACUUCAGUUUGCAUGAACACUGGUACCAUUCAAUUCUAACGAAUGCAACUCCGGCUUCCUCCACUUCACGUCCGAGCCUUUUGUUAUAUACAUAUAAUGUACUCCUCCACGGCUUUGCAGCCAAGCUGACCAGUGCCGAGGCUGCAGCUUUGGAGAGCGUGGAUGGUUGUCUGGCUGUGAUUCCAUCUUCUCUCAACAAGCUUCAUACCACACAUUCACCUAAGUUUCUGAGCCUCACCGAUGGCGGAGGACUGUGGUCGCAGCAGUUGAAUCGUGGAGAAGACGUAAUAGUAGGGGUGGUGGACACGGGAAUAUGGCCUGAGAGUGAAAGCUUUCAUGACAAGGGUCUGGGACCUGUUCCUUCCAGAUGGAAAGGCGAAUGUGAAAGCGGAGAGCAGUUCGAUUCCUCCAUGUGCAAUAGAAAACUCAUCGGAGCUCGAUUUAAUUUUUCUGUGGGCUACAAAUCGCAUGUAGGCGAGGAUUUCAUAUCAGCAAGAGACAACAACGGCCAUGGCACACAUACUGCUUCUACUGCUGCGGGAUCUGCUGUAAGGGGAGCGAGCUAUAACGGCUUUGGUAAUGGAACGGCCAUGGGCAUGGCGCCUGCGGCCAGACUGGCAGUGUAUAAGGCUUGCUGGGGACUGGAAGGAACUUGCGAUGACAGUGAUGUAGCUGCUGCUAUGGAAAAAGCCAUCCAAGAUGGCGUCGACAUUAUUUCUAUGUCAAUUGGCUAUGUGUUUGAGAAUCCAUUCUACAUGGAUCAUCAAGCACUGGCAGCGUUCGGUGCCAUAGAGAGAGGUGUAUUUGUUUCCGCCUCUGCUGGCAACCAAGGGCCUGACCCCGAAUCUCUUGCAAACACGGCACCGUGGAUAACUACAGUGGGCUCCAGCAGUAUGGACAGAGAGUUUCUCUCUCCUGUGAAGCUCGGCAAUGGCGAGGCAUUCAAAGGCUCGUCGCUUUACAGAGGACCGGGGAUUCAAAAUCUGCCUCUGGCCUACGAUUUUUGCAGCAACCUUGGUGUCGACCCACACCUCUUGAAAGGUAAAGUUGUGAUGUGCAAUUACCAAGACAAUUCGACAGAAACGGCAAGGCUUCUGAAGGAGGCGGGCGCAGCAGGAAUGAUAAUUGUUAACGAUGAAUUGGACGGUGCCGUCGAUGAGCCUAUUGAGCAACCGUAUUUACCGGCUACGACCGUGAACUCGUCUUCUUCCCGGGGUCCGAGCUUCUCAUAUCCGGACGUUCUUAAGCCGGAUCUAGUUGCGCCAGGUGUCAACAUCUUGGCUGCGUGGAAGGAAGGCGAGUUCAAGAUAGAGUCUGGGACGUCAAUGGCGUGUCCCCACGUCAGCGGCAUUGCAGCGGUCAUACGAGCUUCCCAUCCGACGUGGAGUCCUGCGGCAAUCAGAUCGGCUCUGAUGACUACGGCAUCCACGCUGGACAACACAAAACAGCCCAUGAAGGAUGCACAAACCUUGCAAGCAGCGGACCCGUUUACAAUGGGAGCAGGUCACAUAAAUCCAAGGGCGGCUAUGGAGCCGGGGCUGGUGUACGAUCUGGGUCCUCAAGACUACGUCAAUUAUCUCUGUGGUCGAAACAAGUAUACUAAAAAGCAAAUAGCCCUGCUCACCCACAAUUGGCCUCCCUGCCCCGAAUUGGAAUCGGGUGCAGAUCUUAACUAUCCAUCUUUCUCUGUUAUAUUGAAAUAUGGAGAGCGUGUUCAGAUGAAGAGGAGGACGGUGACCAACGUGGGCGGCGACAAUGCCAUAUACAAAGUGCAGGUGAAGAGCACUCCAAACGUGAAGGUAAGCGUGAAACCAGAUACAUUGGUGUUAAAGAAACGGAAUGCCCAGGCAAGUUAUAAUGUGACAUUCGAAAGCCGAGUGAAAGAGAGCAAGAAAGGAGAGUACGGGGAGAUAACGUGGAAAUGCAUCCAAGGAGGAAAGCACAUCGUUCGUAGCCCAAUUGUAGUUCUCUGGAUUUCGGUUCGAAGAGGAGGAGCUCCAUAA
This is a messenger RNA of Cryptomeria japonica (Japanese cedar), 2132 nucleotides long. RefSeq names its product subtilisin-like protease SBT1.7. The transcript has 2 exons. Bases 3 to 2132 code for a protein of 709 amino acids. Lineage: Eukaryota; Viridiplantae; Streptophyta; Pinopsida; Cupressales; Cupressaceae. Gene Ontology annotation, molecular function: serine-type endopeptidase activity. The record is from RefSeq and is a predicted model, not a curated record. Gene Ontology annotation, biological process: proteolysis.